Fusarium mangiferae is the source of this 879-nucleotide messenger RNA. RefSeq lists its product as uncharacterized. The record is from RefSeq and is a predicted model, not a curated record. Lineage: Eukaryota; Fungi; Ascomycota; Sordariomycetes; Hypocreales; Nectriaceae. The transcript is spliced from 2 exons. Bases 1 to 879 code for a protein of 292 amino acids. Gene Ontology annotation, cellular component: cytosol. Gene Ontology annotation, molecular function: holo-[acyl-carrier-protein] synthase activity; magnesium ion binding.
AUGAGUAGGGCCCAAUCCUCACCUACGGUCAUCCAAUGGGUGAUCGACACUCAUCCACUUUGGCCCUCCGCUCUCAAGACCAAAGACCUCACAUCCGCUGCUUCACGUGCACUCUCACUUCUCACCGAGGAGGAACAAUCUUCUGUCCUGAGAUACUACCACGUCCGCGAUGCCAAGCUCGCUCUCGCUUCGGCUCUUCUUAAGCGCUACGCAAUCUCUCGCUUCUGUCACGUCCCCUGGUUCCAGGCCAAGACUACGCGAGAUUCUCGUACUAAGCCCGUGUUUGUUUUGCCAAGCGGCGAUGAGCCGCUGAUCUUUAACGUCUCGCAUCAGGCCGGUCUCGCGGUUUUUCUGGCCGUCCGCGAUCCGCCAAAGGGCCUUGCCGUGGGAGUUGAUGUUGUCUGUCCGUCAGAGCGGCGAGAUCGAGAUCUGAGUAGCUUGGAAGAAGAUGGGUGGGCAAGUUUCGUUGACAUUCAUGCCGAUGUCUUUGGAGCGGGAGAAGUCUCAGCGCUUAAGAGCAUGAACCCUGUUCCUACCGUCCAAGGACGAGAUCGUGCAUUGCGCUACUUUUAUGCACUAUGGUGUCUCCGUGAAGCCUAUGUCAAGAUGACUGGGGACGCUCUUCUGGCAAGCUGGUUGAAAGACCUAGAGAUGCACAAGUUUGCCCCGCCAGAAGACAUGAAGGAGGCCCAAGAGGUUCGACUGAGAGGCAAGAAGGUUGAAGGCGUGGACGUGAGACUGAUGCCGCUACUCGAGGAAUAUAUGGUCUCCACAGCUAUAAGAAACGGUGAUAAUGGGGAGAGGGUAGAGCUCGGAGAGUUUCAAAGUCUUGAUAUGGAGGAAAUAUUGGCAUUUGGUGAAAAGGCAUCUAAACCAUGA